AUGUCCCAGUUUGUCCCAUUCUCUACAAUUGAUCGACUUGGCUUCAAUGGCUUUCACCAUGCUCGUGCCACAUUCUACCGUCGAGCCAAGGCGCUCUUCCAUGUCGACUCCUACAGAGAUGCGUUGUCUAGUGCUCAGGGCGCUCUGCUGCUGACCCACUACGUAUCUUCUUCUGAUCCGAAAGUGAACACUUACUGGUUAAGCAACGCCAUAUAUCUAGCUAGAUUAGUCAAUGUGCAUCGACACGACAGUCUCAACAAAACUUCUGUCCAAAGAUGGGGUCAAUUGGAGAGGCUCUGGUGUUGUUGCUUGCUUCGAGACCGACUUCUGGGACUCGGACUACAUAGGUCCAUGCAGAUUGAUGCCGAGGACGCCCUUCUUUCUGGAAUCGAGGACAGAGUUCUUCGUACCAAAGCAGAAGAGUCAAUUGUGCACAACUCGACGACCAAGCUAGCGUUGACAAAGUCAUUCUCCGCACUAUGCAGUCUAGCGGCGCUGUUAAGACGAACCCUGGGGACCUUAUCACUCGGUCCUGCAUAUUCAGGUCACGGAGAGAUGAAAAUGACUACUGAUGAAAUCCAGGCUUAUUCAGACCUCCUCGAACAGUGGUUCACUUCGGCUAAAGUGGCACUUUGGAAUCAUGCAAUGUAUAAUUCCGUCAAGAAUGGAUGCCCAGUGCAUUUGGACUUCUCGGAGGGUCGGAGGGCAGUCGAGACCGCAAUACGCGGCAUCGACGCAAGUCUGGAGCAGAUUUCUGAAAAUGGCAUGCUAUCAUUCAUGCCCAUUGCUAUCGUCGCACAUAUCGCGAUUCCCUUGGUCCAACAUAUUAUGAACAUCAAGGUGCAUCGACAGCAGCACGAUGCCAGCACCCACAAGCGCCUGAGCGUCUAUAUUGCCGCCCUCAAUGGCCUUAAAGAACGAUAUGAGGGAGUCGACCGAGUUUUGCAUCAUAUCCGCCAGAUCGUCACCUGUUUAGACGGGCAAGAAAUGUCGACCUCGCUGUCUUCCGACAGCCGGUUCCUCAGCGAUUCUCCGCCAGAUCACAGUGAUGGAGCGGGCAGUUUCACAUACCUGCCCCGGCUUUUCCUGCGGGAGAUGAUUAUCGUCCAACUGGCUUUAGCCAAAGGUCAAUACCCCGAGGACCACGAACUGCCUCCACCGUUGGCCUCUCCCGCGGCAAGCGACGCUAACAGCACAUGUACGUGCUCAUCGAAUGAGAGCUGGAAUCUACCAGAGUUGGGAGAUGCCUUCGAAUCCCUGAGGGACGCAAUGUCCCCUGCCCGUGCGCCUGAGUCCAAGCAAACAGGAAAUGUCUACGGGGACUGUGGGAUCAUGACAGAGAAGCCGACAUCGCCGGCGAUUGCAGCGAGUUUCGACGAUUUCCAUGACCUUUUCAACGACGGAUAG
This is a messenger RNA of Fonsecaea multimorphosa CBS 102226, 1407 nucleotides long. RefSeq lists its product as uncharacterized. The transcript is spliced from 4 exons. The record is from RefSeq and is a predicted model, not a curated record. Bases 1 to 1407 code for a protein of 468 amino acids. NCBI's taxonomy places the organism in Eukaryota, Fungi, Ascomycota, Eurotiomycetes, Chaetothyriales, Herpotrichiellaceae. Gene Ontology annotation, biological process: DNA-templated transcription. Gene Ontology annotation, molecular function: DNA binding; zinc ion binding.